Messenger RNA from Puccinia graminis f. sp. tritici CRL 75-36-700-3, 2190 nucleotides. RefSeq lists its product as hypothetical. The record is from RefSeq and is a predicted model, not a curated record. Bases 597 to 1754 code for a protein of 385 amino acids. The transcript is spliced from 6 exons. Lineage: Eukaryota; Fungi; Basidiomycota; Pucciniomycetes; Pucciniales; Pucciniaceae. Gene Ontology annotation, molecular function: sugar-phosphatase activity; beta-phosphoglucomutase activity.
UUUAGAUAACCUUUGCACCUUUUUGAUCAGAGUUGAGCCUUAAGAUUUGGGUGGUGGGCAGGCAUCCAAUCUUUGUCCUCCGACCUGUUUCACCAGGUUUCACCCCGGUGUCCUGGUGGCAAGUUAUUAGGAUGAGUGGUCUCUGAGAUAUGUUACGCUGGACAUCAAAAUCGGUAUUAUGUAUCACCGAAAAAAAAAACACCGUAAUAAUCAGGCCUGACUGAUGACAUCAUCAUCAUCUUCAGUCGCUGGCUCUCGACCGAGAUGAUGUUGAGGAUGGAAAGCUUGCGUGAUAAGCCGUUGAUUGAGUAUGCCCAUCAUCGAUCCUCAUCUCAAGGUGAAUGAAUUGCUUGCUCGCUUGGGUUUUCAGCAGGGCAACAAUUCAGGGCACAUCGUGUGCCUAUAAAAGAGAAGCACUCUCCGAAAGAUUGACUAGGGAAAGCGGGAAAAAUAAAACACGAUUGCUGUUGACCAUCUCCAGAAAUUUUGAUACACCGCUUCUCAAAUCCUCUUCUCCAUCUCCAUCCAUCUUCUAUUUAUCCUCUGACUUCCUCCUAAAGAAACUUAUUUGAUUCACCCCCACACAGCUUAUCACCAUGUCCCAAUUCAACCUCUGCCAAUCUCUCAAUGAAACCAACCAAGCCGAGAUGGUUGUUGAUGCAAUCUUAUUCGAUAUGGAUGGAACUUUAGUAGACUCCAUAGCAGCUGUCGAAUCCGCGUGGGGAGCUGUAGCCCAAACACUCAACAAAGACCCUCAAGAGGUCAUCGAUGCCACUCACGGAAGAAGGGCCAUCGAUAAUCUGAAGGACCUCAAGCCACACCUGAGGAGGAUGUCAAAUGCAGAGAUGGAGCCCCACGUGGAAGCAUUCGAGACCGAAAUCUUACGCCAAGCCGAUCAUUUCCAGAACGAGGUUCGAUCUCGUAGAUCUAGCGUCGCCAGCAGUAAGCGCCAGAGUCGCGAGACCAGUCGAAAGAAUUCGAUGGUCAUCAAUGGUCACGACCAUAAACCACGAAGGAAAUCUAGCCUUGCCCAUUUCAUCACUGCCGAUGGUGUUUCCGGUAGAAUGGCUGCCCUUGGCCUAAAACCCUUGACUCAGGCUCCCGUUAAUGGCCACGCCAAUCAUGAGGACCCCAACUCGUCCAACAUUGAUGAAGAUGUGUUCGAUGAUGAUGAUGAGGAUGAGGAGGAGAUUAAAACGGAUGAUGAAGAAGUUGAUGUUUCAGAUUUAACGGACAAGUCUGUCAGGAUCUUACCCGGCGUUCGAGAGCUUAUCGAUAGCUUGCCUGAGGGUCGCUAUGCAGUGGCCACCUCGGGAGCUAAAACCUACUGUUAUGGUGCUCUCAAAAGAGUAGGCAUAACUCCUCCAAAAGUGACCAUUACUGCUGAUGAUCCCCGCUUGAAGAAUGGAAAGCCCUUUCCGGAUCCGUUCAUUCUGGCAGCCGAGUGCUUGGGGUAUGAACCGGGAAACUGUCUAGUGAUCGAAGACUCCCCCUCCGGCAUCAAGGCAGGAGUAGCCAGUGGUGCGAUGACGAUUGCAGUGUGCACCUCACAUCCACCGGAGAAGAUUUCGGAAUGUGGUGCGCAUUGGUUAGUACCCACCUUGGAACUCGUCAAAGUCGAGGUGCGCAAAUCGGAUGGCAAGUUGCGCAUCUACGUUGAUGCGGAGAAGGAUGCCGUGCUCAAGGCCCGAAAGCAUGCCGUCCAGAGCAGCGCCCCCCCUGAGCUCUCAAAAUCACUCGCGCCGGCCUCAUGAUGAACUCUCAUUUUGUCUUCUCUCACUACGGCGGAAAAACUGUUCUCAUGUAAAACCACCAAACCAAUAGAUAACAGCUGUAUUUUGUAAAGCCCUCUCAAGGCAUCUGGCCCUGCAUGUUCCUCGAAAUUUCUCUCAGAGCUUUCCCGCUCUCAGUUCUCCCGAUCCUGCUGAUCGGCUGUCCUGAAUCGCCUUCUUUGUAUGUAGAAGUGAUCAACAAUCGUCUCUGCUUUUUUUCCACGUGUAUUUUUUUAACCUGAGUUAUAUAGCAGCACAACCAUAUCUGGUUCCCUUUUCUUUCUGGGGAACAAAAAAGCUGUUGUGAAGUUAUGGAAGUUAUGAAGUACAUGAAUAACAGAAGUUGCAGUUGGGAUAAUUUGAUAAGGGCUCUGUAGGCAAUGCUUGCACCGUCCGGCGUUUGCAUGGCCAAAUUACC